UCCUAUUCUACUCAGCAUACUGCAAGUACAAUCCAAUUACUAUCAAGUGGAUACUCAUGGCCUUCCAAUUUAAGAGCGUGUUAAUCACUGGAGCGAAUCGAGGACUGGGACUCGAAUUUGUCAAGCAAUUAGCCAAAGCAUCGCCGUCUCCCAAAUAUAUCUUUGCUACUUGUCGCUCUCCAGAGGGUGAUACUGUUAAGAACUUAAGAGAACUCGCCGCUAGUCAUAGCAAUGUGACGAUCAUUAAACUAGAUGCUUCGGAUAAACAAUCUAUUGAAAAUUCAGCAGCUGCAGUCAAAGAGAAGUUAGGUGAUGAAGGGCUUGAUCUGAUAAUUAAUAACGCAGGAAUUGGAGCACCUGGAAAACUAUUGCAAGUUACAAAUGAAGAUAUGAUUCGUGUUUAUCAAACUAACGUUAUCGGACCACUCAAUGUCGUACAGGCCUAUCACUCCUUAAUAACAAAAGCAGGAAAGAAAAAAGGAUUUGCAGCCGUGAUCAAUAUGUCGAGCUGGCUAGGAUCAUGCGAGCAAACAUCUACCGGUGGAUUUUAUCCGUACGGUGUUUCUAAGGGUGCAAUGAAUAGAAUGACGAGAGCAUUAAGCUAUGAUUUGAUUGGUGAUAACGUCAUUGCCGUGAGUAUGAAUCCGGGAUGGGUUAAGACUGACCUUGGUUCACAAAAUGCAACACUAACUACGGAAGAAUCGAUUAAAAAAAUGCUUAAAGUGAUUAGAUCUUUGGACAAGAAUAAGAAUGGAACAUUUUGCGACUACAACGGACAAAUCGUCCCGUGGUAA
This is a messenger RNA of Trichoplax adhaerens, 794 nucleotides long. RefSeq lists its product as hypothetical. The record is from RefSeq and is a predicted model, not a curated record. Lineage: Eukaryota; Metazoa; Placozoa; Uniplacotomia; Trichoplacea; Trichoplacidae. Bases 57 to 794 code for a protein of 245 amino acids. The transcript has 5 exons.